AUGCCUGAGUCAGAAAUCAGAAACGAAGUCGAAGGCAAUUCCUUCAAAAAGGAUUCCGAGGGCAAUUCUUUCAUCAAGAACUCUAAUGAGAUCAGCUCUCUUCAAGACACUGAGCACGAUGCCGCUGUGGUGAACAUUGACCAAAACAAGAAAGAAAUCGGUAUAAUAUCGUCCAUUUUCCUUGUCACGAAUAGAAUCAUCGGUGCCGGUGUUUUCUCCACCGCUUCCACCAUUUUGGAGCUUUCGGGCUCCGUCGGUACUUCCUUGAUUAUGUGGGUGGUUGGCUCCAUCAUUGCUUUUACUGGUCUUCUAACCUAUAUGGAGUUGGGAUCUGCUAUUCCAAGAAAUGGUGGUGAGAAGAACUACUUGGAAUACAUUUACAGGAAGCCAAAGUUUUUCGUCACGGCCAUGUACGCUUCAUAUGUUUUCUUCCUCGGUUGGGCUGCUGGUAACUCUAUUGUCACCGGUGAGUUUUUGCUUAACGCUGCUGGUACCGAGGUUACCCAGUGGAACUCCAGAGCUAUUGGUAUUGGUGUGAUUACUUUCGCUUUCUUGGUCAACGGUCUUAACGUCAAGGCCGGUUUGUUCUUGGCCAACAUUCUUGGUGUUUUCAAGGUGGUUAUCAUUCUUUUCAUCUCCAUCACCGGCUGGGUCGCCUUGGGCGGUGGUAUCAAGAACGACGAGUUCCAAGACCCAAAGAACUUUGACGAUGCUUUCAGCGGUACCACACCAACUGGUUUCGGUAUUGUCAACGCCUUGUACAACAUUAUUUGGUCUUACGUCGGUUACUCCAACGCCAACUACGCUUUGGGUGAAAUCAAGAACCCAGUCAGAACCUUGAAGAUCGCCGCUCCAACCGCUUUGCUUACCAUCACCAUUCUUUACAUGUUGGUCAACGUUGCUUACUACGCUGUUGUGCCUGCUGACGAGAUCCGUAACUCGGGUAGAAUCGUCGCUUCCGCUUUCUUCAGAUACGCUUUCGGUAAGGAAGCCGAGAAGGCUGCUUCUGUCUUCGUCGCCCUCUCUACUUUGGGUAACGUCUUGUCUGUUAUCUUCUCCCAAGGUAGAAUUAUCCAGCAGUUGGGUCGUGAGGGUAGUUUGCCAUUCUCCAGAUUCUUUGCCACCCAAAAGCCUUUCAACACUCCAUUUGUUGGUCUUCUCCAGCACUGGGUUGUCUGUAUUGUCACCAUCGUGGCCCCACCACCAGGUGAUGCUUACAACUUUGUCUUGAACUUGAUUUCCUACCCAUUGAACGUUGUCAACACUUUCGUUGCAUUGGGUUUGUUGUGGCUCAAGUGGAACAGUUACAGAGGUAACGCUCACUGGAAGGCUCCUAUCACUUGCCCAUGGCCUGUUACUGCUUUCUUCUUCCUUUCUUCCUUGUACUUGAUUGCUGCUCCAUACAUUCCUCCAAGUGAUGGCCAGACCGUCUACCAGGACUUGCCUUACUGGAUUCAUCCUGUUGUCACCUGGGGUGUCUUCGCCGUUGGUGCUAUCUACUGGCUUGCAUGGACCAAGAUUAUUCCACACAUCUUUGGCUACACCUUGGAGGCAAAGGAAAUCUUGGGUGAAGAUGGUUUCUGGAGAAACAAGUUCUUCAAGAUUCCUCACGGUGAGGUCGUCGAAGAGCCAGAAAUUAAGGAAGAUUGA
Candidozyma haemuli is the source of this 1650-nucleotide messenger RNA. RefSeq names its product Mup1p (gene MUP1). NCBI's taxonomy places the organism in Eukaryota, Fungi, Ascomycota, Pichiomycetes, Serinales, Metschnikowiaceae. Gene Ontology annotation, molecular function: L-amino acid transmembrane transporter activity. Gene Ontology annotation, cellular component: membrane. The transcript has a single exon. Bases 1 to 1650 code for a protein of 549 amino acids. The record is from RefSeq and is a predicted model, not a curated record. Gene Ontology annotation, biological process: amino acid transmembrane transport.